UGGGUCGCGGGCCUGCGGGGCGGGGGCGGGGCGGCAACGAGCUCGGCCGGCAACCGAGGGACCCGCGUCCAGAUUCAGAAAAGAACUUGGGAUCAUUUAGCAGAAUUUCACAGCAUCCUCGUUCUUUCAACUGGAGCUUCUGUGGAUGCACAUCCCGUGACCUCUGAGUUGAGCUGAGCGGUGGAAAGCUUCAGUGUCCGUUGGAUUUUUCCAAGAGAAAGUCCGUGGAAUUCCUUACACUGUAGAUGUGGAUCAGAUAUGGUGAUUCAGUAGAAGAGCACAUGCCAGGGGCAGUGGAGGCUGGCUGCUGAAGGAUGAACGGAGAGGAAGAAUUCUUUGAUGCCGUCACAGGCUUUGAUUCUGAUAACUCUUCUGGGGAAUUUUCAGAGGCACAUCAGAAAGUCACGGGAAUGAUUGACUUGGACACCAGCAAAAAUAAUAGGAUUGGGAAAAUUGGGGAGAGGCCCUCUCAAGAGAAUGGAAUUCAGAAACACAGGACGUCACUGCCGGCUCCCAUGUUCAGCAGAAGUGAUUUCAGCGUGUGGACCAUUCUAAAGAAGUGUGUCGGCCUGGAGCUGUCCAAGAUCACGAUGCCAAUCGCCUUCAACGAGCCUCUGAGCUUCCUGCAGCGGAUCACAGAGUACAUGGAGCACGUGUACCUCAUCCACAGGGCCUCCUGCCAGCCCCAGCCCCUGGAGAGGAUGCAGUCUGUGGCUGCUUUUGCUGUUUCGGCCGUGGCUUCCCAGUGGGAGAGGACCGGCAAACCAUUUAAUCCACUCUUGGGAGAAACGUAUGAAUUAAUCAGGGAAGAUUUAGGAUUCAGAUUUAUAUCGGAACAGGUCAGUCACCAUCCCCCCAUCAGCGCGUUCCACUCGGAAGGCCUCAACCAUGACUUCCUGUUCCACGGUUCCAUCUACCCCAAGCUCAAGUUCUGGGGCAAAAGCGUGGAGGCGGAGCCCCGAGGCACCAUCACACUGGAGCUGCUCAAACAUAACGAAGCCUACACCUGGACCAACCCCACCUGCUGUGUCCACAACGUCAUCAUCGGGAAGCUGUGGAUAGAGCAGUAUGGGACAGUGGAGAUUUUAAACCACAGAACUGGACAUAAGUGUGUGCUUCACUUUAAACCGUGUGGAUUAUUCGGAAAAGAACUUCACAAGGUGGAAGGACACAUUCAAGACAAAAACAAAAAGAAGCUCUUUGUGAUCUAUGGAAAAUGGACGGAAUGUUUGUGGGGCAUAGAUCCCGUUUCGUAUGAAUCCUUCAAGAAGCAGGAGAGGAGAGGCGACCACCUGAGAAAGGCCAAGCUGGAUGAUAUCUCUGGGAAGGCUGACAGCGACGUGGCUGACGACGUGCCUGUGGCCCAGGAGACCGUGCAGGUCAUUCCCGGCAGCAAGCUGCUCUGGAGGAUCAACACCCGGCCCCCCAACUCUGCCCAGAUGUAUAAUUUCACCAGUUUCACUGUGAGCCUCAACGAGCUGGAGACAGGCAUGGAGAAGACCCUGCCGCCCACGGACUGCCGCCUGCGCCCUGACAUCCGCGGCAUGGAGAAUGGCAACAUGGAUCUGGCCAGCCAGGAGAAGGAGCGGCUGGAGGAGAAACAGAGAGAAGCGCGGAGGGAGCGGGCCAGGGAGGAGGCGGAGUGGCAGACGAGGUGGUUCUACCCAGGCAAUAACCCCUACACUGGGACCCCCGACUGGUUGUAUGCAGGGGAUUACUUUGAGCGGAAUUUCUCCGACUGCCCAGAUAUCUACUGAGGGCCUGGAGGGGCCUGGGGCCCGGGACCGGAGGCUGACGAGGCUGGACUUCCUCGAGUGGCCACUCUGAGCCUCGUCACAGCAGAAACCAACUUUUCUAACGACUGUGUUCGCGGCGACAGCACCGUCCCUGAUCAAGGAUGUAAUUCUAAUUCACUGUUGAUUGCCAAACAUUUCACUCUCUGCUGUACCGUCUCUUCAUAAAGCUUCACUUGGGAUCAUCGUCUUCAUUAAGGUUUCAACAGGGAAAUUCUUCACAGCGCCCUUGUAUGUGGCAGAAAUCAGCUGGGGCUUGUGUAGCUUCCAGCUCACUCUCAGUCAUAGAAUGUGUAGCUAAAGGAAGUAAUGGGAAGGGGUUCAUGUUCUUCUUAUAAUGCAGUGGCAAAAGGUUCUGACAGUCUUUUAAACUCGAACCAGUGGGGGAAAGAUGGAUCUUGAAAAUAAUCCUGCAGAGAGCUUGAUAAAGGCCAGGGACUGCCUUCUAAAUUAUGGUAAUACAGAAGUGAAGAGUUUCAGAGCAUCAGAUUGAGUGAACAGUUGUCAGAUUCUGUAUUUUUUAACAAUCUUCAAUAAUGUAAAGAUUACUUUUAAAAUAUUUAAGUUAAAACUACUUGAAUAGUAUUUUGCUGAAGAGCAAGAUAUGCAUUAAUCACCGGUUUUAUACUGUCCAAAAUGAAGCAUCACCGUGACAACCCAGAGUGGGCAGAAGCAUCAAGAGCAUGACAGGAAAUCCUAAGACUGCUCCCGCCUCAGAGGCGUCCUGGCUCCAACUUGCGUGCCCUGUCGUCAGUGAGGCCUGGCUGUCACCGCACACCAUGUCCAUGUCUUCAAGGGGUUCAUUUCUUUUUACACGUCGCGUGUACCCAUAGCACUCUUGUGUUUCUGUUUUUCCCAGUAUGCAUGUUUAAAAUAGAAGUGACAAGAAUCACAUUCGGUUGUGUGCUGUGGGACGGUCAGAGGCAGAAUCUACUUACAGUGGUGUAAUUAAAGUUAUUUAACCAAAAAUA
This is a messenger RNA of Cercocebus atys (sooty mangabey), 2764 nucleotides long. It is a transcript of the gene OSBPL2, whose product is annotated as oxysterol binding protein-like 2. The transcript is spliced from 15 exons. NCBI's taxonomy places the organism in Eukaryota, Metazoa, Chordata, Mammalia, Primates, Cercopithecidae. Gene Ontology annotation, cellular component: membrane; cytosol; intracellular membrane-bounded organelle. Gene Ontology annotation, molecular function: cholesterol binding. Bases 315 to 1757 code for a protein of 480 amino acids. The record is from RefSeq and is a predicted model, not a curated record.